This is a messenger RNA of Caenorhabditis briggsae, 1986 nucleotides long. RefSeq names its product Protein CBR-ROG-1 (gene Cbr-rog-1). NCBI's taxonomy places the organism in Eukaryota, Metazoa, Nematoda, Chromadorea, Rhabditida, Rhabditidae. The transcript has 9 exons. Gene Ontology annotation, biological process: cell surface receptor protein tyrosine kinase signaling pathway. The coding region runs from base 1 to 1986 and encodes 661 amino acids. The record is from RefSeq and is a predicted model, not a curated record. Gene Ontology annotation, cellular component: cytoplasm.
AUGAGCGAAAAGUGUAUGACAAAGAAGAAUAAAGUAUUUGUUAACUGGGCACUUUGCCAGCUAAUCAUUACACAAUUCAUCUCUCCUCGUUUCUCCCGACGAAAUGACAAAGAAAACGGGAGAAAUGGGGGGAGAUGGAGAAGUGAACAACUGACUUGUUCAUCACAAUUCACACUGACUGGCACCAACACGAAAAUGCGGGCGAUUAUCUCUGUCGCCAAGUCGAUUCUCGGGACCCGACAAAGCGACGAAGACGAAAAACUGUGUACGGCAGGCGCGCGGCCCGCCGAAACGGUUCACUCGUUUCGUGUCUACGUUCACGGCAAUCGGAAGAAGAACGAAAUGGUCCACGGAGAGCACAUCUGGGUCUUCGAGCCAACACCCCAUCACACCUCAACGAAGGAUGCUAAGAACCGCCCGCGAAGUUUUCCAGCGUGGCUUCGUGUGACGUCGACAACGAUUUCGCUGGAAAUUACGAAGAAAGAGUGUCUGAUAUGGCCGCUGCCACUGAUUCGACGAUACGGAUACACAUCUGCUGGAGUUUUCUUCUUUGAAAGCGGCCGGAGAUGCGAGUCGGGAGAAGGAAUGUUCACUUUUCAGUGCAAAAAGGCCGAUGAGAUUUUUACGCUCAUUCAAACACUCAUCGAAGCGUUUGUCAACUCGCCGCCCGAGUUAAAGCAGAACAUGGAGAACUGCUACAGGUACCACAGGCAGCAAUCGGUGCCAAUCAGCUCGAGAAGGAUGUCAAAUGCCAGUAACACGUCUUCCGUGUUUGGAUUCAAAUACCAGACCCCUGGUAUGAUUUCGAUGCCGUGUGCUCGCGAUAGAAACUCCAACACCUCGCUCGCGUCGACAUUCUCGCUUCGCCCCGGCUCUCACACCGUUCGUCCGAUGCCGUCGUCAGUUCAGAGAUUCAGAAGUGAAGGAAUGAAUUCGGAGGUGUUGACAUCUUCUAUGAAUUCGUCAGGGUUCAACGACUCGCUUGGCUAUCAUUCCUAUCACAGAUCGUCGUAUGAUCCGAGAACAGGGCGAAUUACAACUCCGAUGCGUCCGAGAAGCGUCACUGACACGUCCGACUACGAAGACUCGUUCAUCUAUCAACAUCACCAUCAGCCGCACGACAGCUUUCACCCGCUGACUCAUGGAGGACGUGGCAAUAAGCUAUUAGGGAAUAUUGUCACUGAGCGCACGAAUCCAGCUCACCAGCCUUCUGGAAUCUCUAACGGGAUCCUGCCUCCCUACAUCAACAUCUCAGCAAAAGAAGUCGUUCCAUCGUCCCGUCAGAAUUCUCAAAUUUACUAUCCACAGUCGUCUUUGACGGCUUCGGCCGCUUCAGAAGUCUCCGCGGCACUCAACGCCAUGAAUCGAGACAUUGCCACUUCAUCUCAACACCACCACCAUCAAUAUCCGCCACCGCAACGUCCACAGCUACCACGUGCCACACCGCCACCCAUCUCCAAUCGUCAGCUGAAGCGGUACGCGGUGGUUUCCACGUCAUCACUGUCGAAGCGUCGGAUUUCGAAGGAGGACGCGAAACGGGCGUUCCUGUCGAAUGAUCCACGUGUCGGGCUGGUGUUGGACGAUCCACGGUAUGCGGCGGUGAAUGUGGAGGCUGAUGAGAAUUAUGCGAAUUUGGAGGAUAUUCAGAGCGACAAAAUCAUGAGAGGAAUCGAUGUGGACACGCUCAGCGCAUUGCACUCGUCGACGGAGCCCUCUCCACCACUGCCACGUCAUCAGACGACGUCUUCAAAGACUCUGAAGCCGCCCAACGUUGGAUUGACGACGCGUGCGGCGACGGCGUCACCAAUGCCACGUCUGAACUAUGCACAAAUCGUGCCGGUUCAUGAUGAUGGUGUGGUGCCGGAUAGAUCAAGUCGUUGUGCAUCCGUCGGUCGCUGUUACGAUAUCAAUUAUGCCCAAUUGGAUGUGGACCGAACGCAGGCGUUGAAGGGGACACUACGGCAGAAGAAGGAACAAAAAUGUUGA